UCAAAUAAUACGACGAAGUAUUUUGAAUUUUCAAAGUUUUUAUAAUUUGAAUUAAUUAAUAUAAAAGAAAUAUCUAAUCUAUAAAUAUAUAUGAAGUAAUUAAGCAACAACAUGAAUCAGUUUCCUUUAAAAGAACUAAAACGUCGGCUCUCCGACGAUGCCAUACCUCUGCCAAAGCGUAUCAGGCUAGCAAGAAAUGUUCUCCAAUCACAUCACUUCCCCACCGUACCUCAGGAACGUGUGGUAGCAGAAUGGGUGAAUGACUUGAUACACGGUGAUAAGAUCACUAGUAGAGGGCUGAAAGAUAUACUUGAUUGGUUAAAUGGAGAUACUGAUUUCACUAAUGAGCUGAAGUAUAAAAUAAUCAAGGUUGUGACCCGAUAUCUUCAUAGCAGCACAUUACAUGACAAAGACAUAGGCAACAUUAUAUUGUUUUUAACAAACAAGAAAACUGCCCCACAGUUAAACUGUCUACCAGAUGAAUUCCUGUUUAUAACCAAAACUCUAUUAAAAACUUUACACCCCAUUUAUAGUGAAAAUAUCCAGAAAAUUCAAACUAUUUUGAAUAACAUAAUAGACUAUUAUAAGGGAUCAAAAAAGAAAGUGGAAUUUAUUGGAAAAUUUAUGUUUGGUGAAUGCAUAGAACAAAUUAUCAGCUACCUUAAAACGGAAUGCCACAGCGCUGUUAUAAAUGUAUGUCAAAAUAUACUCUUUCCGUUAACUAAGAAGCAGACCUUUGCACAUUUCUUCAAUCAUAUGAUCAAAACUGACAAUGUAGAUGAAAUAUCAUCAGACAAAAGUGAAAAUAUGCAAAUCGUUGUCACAAUCAUGCGUGGAUUCUUCACAUUUCCAAAUGGUAGAGUACAAAAAGACCCUAAAUUUUUAAACUGUUUUAUUAACAUAUUCGUAUCGUGUUUUCGGAACGAAAGCCGUAUAAUUUUUGCGUUCUAUAUAAUGGCUGCAAGCGUUUUGAACAUGCCACAAAACUAUUUAAUCCCAGCUAUGAAAAUGCCACCAAUAAUGUUCGUAGAGAACGACGAUAAAAUAAAACGCACUAUUUUCUUGAAUAUGCUUGAAGUUUUAUUAAAAAAUGAAGUUGAUAUUACUGUACGUUUGACUGACACGAUAGGUGAAAAGAUUUCUAAAGUAGAAAUCAAAAAGACGUUCAUGUCCUUCCUACAAACUUUAAUGCUAGGACAGUUAAAAUUAGAAGGAAAGAUGGAUAAAACUACGCUAAAAAUAAUUACAACAGCAAUCAAAUUAGAUCCGAGUUUGGUAGAACAAAAAAUGGAUCAAAUUCUUCCACACAUUAUGACAGCGACGAAAAAUAAUGCUGAUUUCUUAAACUCAUAUAUAGAAAUGAUGAAUUGUUUACUGGAAACUUUGUUCAAAUUGAGCCACGGUACAGAUUUUCUUAAUCAAAUGAUACCACAUCUUAAAUUAAGCUUAGAAGCUAGUAAUAUUGAACAGUUUGAGUUAAAACAGAAACUGAAAGAAGCUACAAAUAAUAUUACCGAGUAUUUUGACGAGAUUAAAGUGGAAACGAUUAAAGCGAAAAUAAUUACGGGAAAAGAUAUUUUCCCUCCAGAAUGUGUUGAAAUGUAUGGCAAGUUGACUUCGGAAUUGUUAUUCAGACAGAGUAAAGAUCUGUUGGUGAGUUUACAAAAGGAUUUUGAAGAGAGCUGUCUAAUGAUGCUUGAAGAAGGAUUCGUUAGUCCAUCAAUAAUAACGCUAGCGGAAACUCUGGCCGCCAUCUUGUCGAGUGUCCUACGUCACAGCAAGAUGGCCGACCACACAGUCCCACAGAAUAUAGCCGAGGAGUUCUGGGCGGCUUUCCAAAACUUUGAAGACCAGUGUUUGAAUAAAUUUGGAGAGUGCAUUCUGAAGUUGAAUUAUAAUCCAGUGCUAGUUCUGGCCUUUUUGAAACUUAAUUUGAGCUUUUCCCACUUGAAACUAUUGAAUCUUAAGUAUAGCAACACUAAACUAAAGAUUGUGGAUAACAAUUUACUCCCAUUUCUGUGCAAAGAGAAAUGGAUUUCUUUUGCGUCGAAGAUACAAGAAGAAGAAGCGAAUUUGAUAUGGAUCCAAAUACUUCUGACAAAAACAAUGACAAUCGAAUUGCUAUCAACUGAUAACACUGACGAACAUACAUCCAACUUACUAUCCGAGACAAAGACAAAUAUAAUCAAACAAAUCUCAGACCACCCUCAAAUACUUGCGUACGAUAACUACAUAACUAGCAACUUAUUCAGAAAUCUGGAUAGAAAUCAAUCGAAACAACUAUCAAAACUAUUACUAAAAUCUGGCACACAUGAUCCGGAUAUGAAAAUAUUUAAUACCAACGCAAUAACUGGUAAUAAAGUAAUAUUACAAACAAUACUAUUAAAAGUUACUAAAAAUAUAUGCGAUUGUAUUGAAAAUACUAGUGUUUUAUCCAAAGCACUUAGCAAAACCAAUUUUGAUGUUACUUCUUUCACAAAAGAAGUCAAUAUCAAAGAAUAUUUCUAUAAUACAUUGAUACAAAAUCAAGAUGUAAUAGAGAACUUGAUUGAAGUUUUGAAACAAUUACAAAUACACUACAUGGAAGAAAACUAUCAAUUGACGGCCAUCUUUGUUUUGCUAAUAACAAAGAAGUGUUGCCAGACUAAAAAAUUGAGAAAAAAAAUAGAUUAUAUAUUGCAGAGUAUUUACGAAUUGAGUCCUAAAUAUCCAGAUUUGUACAAAAUAUUCUCAGUCGAUUUUAUAUUCGAUUUUGAUAACAAUACUUUGAUCGAUUUAUUGAAGUUGACUAAUAAAACGCCUAACAAUACACUUGUACUGAAAAGUGUCUUAGAAACAGCAGUGAAGAAAGUGAAAACUGACUCAGAAAUCGUAAAAAACAUCGUCGAAAUUCUAUUAACCAAUCAUAAAAGUAAGGGUACACUGUCUAGUAUUGAAUACUUUAAAGAACCAGUUUUUCAAAUCAUUUGUAUAAUACUACCUUUAAUAGCUAGAGAGAAAAAAGCUAUAACGACAAGUGCGUACAGAUCGAUCCUAGCAAAUUUACAAGAAAAACUAAAUAAAGCAAUGCUAGAUUCGUUUAAAAAUAUCGAUUUCAGUAAAAACAGUAGCUUUUUAGUCGAUGAGGCGGGCAGCACUGAUGAUAGUGUGGUAGUUUCGGAGAAUACAGUGGCAACACUGAACGCAAUGGGCGCUUAUACGUUGACACUGUUGAAAUAUUGCGAAUCAAAUGAUGGACUAGAAUUGAAGAAUAUGGAAUGUGUCUUACUUGGGUUGGAACUCUUCGUACAAAGAGCUAUACAAGCAAUAGAAAAUCCAUCAUCAAAGAACCAGCAUAUAGAAAUAUCAAUACACUUAAUCAAUGUCACAUUAAGAUACAUAAAAAAACUGGAAGCACAUACAAUUUUUAAAGACAAAGAUAAACUAUUCCAUGAAAUUUGGCUUAGUAUUAAAAGUCGAUUGUUACUAAUAUUUAGUGAGGGGGGAAAGGGGAAAGUUAGCAGUGCCUGUUUUGAUGAAAUUGCUAUAGUGUUGAAGUUUUUAGCCGAAUUAUCUUCAGUUGAAUGUUUUAGUACGCAUUUUGUUGGUGAUCUCGCGAAUUUGGCUUUAUUGAAGAAACCGUCAAUAAUACUCAAAAAUACAGAAACGACAAAUCAACAAUUAACUGCCCGAAAAGUGUCCAAAUAUCUUUGGCAAAAUUGUCUUAAAGCGAACAUUAUAGAACUCAAAUGUGUUGCCAUGACGAAACUAAUUGCGAGAACUACCAGAAAUAUCAAAUUUUGGAUGCAGCAACACUACGACUGUGUGCAAAAUGGCGGGAAAAAAGAUAUUAAUCAAGAUGGCGACCAAGAAAUGCAAAUUGAAGAAAAUACAAGCAUCGGAAGAGAUGAAUCGUUAAAAAUUCUCAAAAUAGAUGACUCAAUCUGUGAGUUAUUAAGAUAUGACUUGGACAUACUGUCUGAAGUUAUUUUGGCGGCAAAAAAGAUUUCCCUGGACUACAAAUUCCUAGAUUCAAUAUUUGAAGUACAUCAUCUGAUGCACUACAUUCUCGGUCGUAAAACGAUAGAUAUAAAGUGUAAAAUCACUUGGCAAGGAUUCGUUAGCAUAUACGACGGCUGUGUUGCCAUAUUAAACAAUUUGCUACUAUCAAGGGAGGAAUUAUUGGAAGAUAGAUGGCCCUGUUACAUACAAUGUUACAAAGCAUUAGUCCUAUGCCUGUGCGAGAGAUCCACGUCGCUGAGUGAAACGGACAAAGCUGCGGAACUCAAGCUAGUUGAGAUUGCGCAUUCUAUUGAAAAAUUAACCCAAUCGAUAUGCAAGCGAAAAGCACACGUCUCCCGAAUUUCGGCGUACGCGGUCGCCGAUUUUUGCACCUGGUUGGAGAAUAACCCUCCGCCGAAAGUCGUCAGACAACACAUAGAAAACUCCAUAGCUUUGCUCAUACAAGUGUCGGAUUCGACCUACGCCAUGGCUUUCUUGAGGAGGGCUCUUGCGGGAUCGGUCGGACAAAUGACAAUGAUGAAUAUGUAUACUAUGUACAAAAGAUAUCAUAAAUAUGUUGGAAAUGCGUAAAAUAAUAAGACAUUAAACAUUUUUUAAUAUUUUAAAA
Maniola jurtina (meadow brown) is the source of this 4609-nucleotide messenger RNA. RefSeq lists its product as uncharacterized. Bases 112 to 4572 code for a protein of 1486 amino acids. Lineage: Eukaryota; Metazoa; Arthropoda; Insecta; Lepidoptera; Nymphalidae. The transcript is spliced from 11 exons. The record is from RefSeq and is a predicted model, not a curated record.